CAACAGAUAAAACAUUGCUAUUCAGUGUAUGAACUAACUUUGUGACUUAACUAUGUAGAUAAAAACAACUGCAAAUCAACUGAUAAGAUUUAUUUCUAUGAUUGUUUUAUGAAGGAAUAGUUGGAGAGAGCAAGAUCUAGAGCUAGACUAAAUUUUGUACGAUGCAGAUCACGUUGCUUCUUCUUCUGUCCUGUGCAGGGCUUAGUUUAAGUGCUAUUUGGUUUGGAAGAGGUGAAUGUCCCGGUGGUCAUAAGUUGGGAGAUACUUGGAGAUCUGAAGGAGCCUGUGAAAGAUGUGAAUGUCAAGAUGGUGGCUUCUACUGUGCUGGAUGCGGUGUGUACGCACUGACCUACGACAAUGUGAACUGCUACGACUAUCGCGACAUGAGCAAAGACUACCCCGACUGCUGUACUCCUCUUCUUAGGUGCAGGGGGGAGCCAGGAUUUAAUGAGACUCUCCUAAAAAACUGAUGAACACAAGUAUUUAACUUUAAAAAAAAAACAGUCUUCAUCUAUAGGCUUUGCACUUGAUACAAUUUGAAAAUGUACAUGAUGGUCGAUGUAAAAUGUCUACUAUAGGAAUAAUCAAAACAUAUAAAACAUAUCACCAGAUGAGGAUUUAUUAUCAAUAAACAAGUCCACAUUUUAAA
This is a messenger RNA of Biomphalaria glabrata, 649 nucleotides long. RefSeq lists its product as uncharacterized. The record is from RefSeq and is a predicted model, not a curated record. NCBI's taxonomy places the organism in Eukaryota, Metazoa, Mollusca, Gastropoda, Planorbidae. The coding region runs from base 162 to 470 and encodes 102 amino acids. The transcript has 4 exons.